Molecule: messenger RNA, 1656 nt
Organism: Durusdinium trenchii
Lineage: Eukaryota; Dinophyceae; Suessiales; Symbiodiniaceae
Source: the annotation of a GenBank genome assembly
AUGUCGGUGCGGCUGUUCUCGCUGCUCCAUGUGUUCCUUCUGCUCGAUGGGGCGAAUCCGAUCUAUGCCGCCAAUCCGGUCCGAAAGGUGGUCAACUUGUUGCAGAACAUGAAGACCAAGGUCGAGAAAGAAGGGGAGACGGAGAAGGAGUUGUACGAGAAGUUUCAGUGCUACUGCAAGAAGAACAUUGGUGAAAUGGAAGAGAGCCUGAAAGUCAAUGAAGCAAAACUUCCGCCUCUACGGAAGAACCUCGUAGCAACUGAAGAAGAGCUGAACAAGGUCACCGCGCAAAUCCAAACGGCCAAGACGGAACGUCAAGAGGCGGAGGAUGGUGUGGCGCAGGCCGCCGCCCUGCGGCGGGGUGAAGCUGAGAGCUUUCAGAAGACCUCCGAAGAGCAGACAAAUGCAAUCGAAUCCAUCGAGCAAGCCAUUGCAGCGUUGACCAAGGGCAUGGCUGAGUCCUUUUUGCAGACGGACGCUGCUGAGUCCCUCCGGAGGUUUGCCUUUGACAAGGAUGGGCUAGAGGAGAUGGAACGCCAGGACCUUUUAGCUUUUCUGCAGCACGGUAGUGACUACGUGCCGCAAAGUGGCCAGAUCUUGGGGAUGCUGAAGCACAUGGGCUCCGACACACGGGAGGCCCUGGCAGAGGCCCAAGCCACCGAGGCCAAGGCGGUGCAGGAGUUCAAAGAGCUCUCAGCUGCAAAGAGCAAGGAGAUCAAGGCGUUGACCACAACCAUCGAAGAGAAGGUCGAAGAUCAGGGGGAGCUCAAAGUGGCGCUGGUGCGGUGGAAGUCGGACCUGGCGGACACCGAGGCGGCCCGCGAGGAGGAUCAGAAGGUCUUGCUGAGUCUCCAUUCCAGCUGCGACAAGAAGGCCUCUGCUUGGGAAGCGAGGGUGAAGACACGGGCUGAGGAGCUGCUGGCCAUCGACGAGACAGUAAAGGUCUUGGAUAGCGAUGAUGCCCGGAACAGCUUGAGGAAGGCCCUGCCUGAGACCUCGUUCCUGCAGGUGGACUCCGAGGACCGGAAGGCACGAGCCUUGCAGGGUCUGCUGCGCCAGGCGCCUGGUUCUGGUGCCGACUUGCUUUUGCUGGCCCUCAAAGGGCAAAAGAUUGGGUUUGACAAGGUGGUUCAGAUGAUUGACUCCAUGAAGGUCACCAUGAAGAAAGAGCAGGAGAACGAGAAAAAGAAGAAGGAGUACUGCAAGCAGCAGUUCACAGGUUCGGAUGACAAGAAGAGGGGCCUGCUGCUCCAAGUCUCGAACAAGGAGACCAAGAUGGAGAGCGCCAAAGAUGUGCUCAAGGUCAUGGAGUCCGAGAUCCAGGAGCUCAACGAGGGCCUCCAACGCUUAGACAAGGAUGUGGCGGACGCCACGGAGCAACGGAAGAAGGAGCACCAAGAGUUCCUGGAGAUGGAGAAGACCAGCGGCGAGGCGGCACAGCUCCUGCAAGUGGCCAAGAAGCGGCUAAAACAGUUUUAUGCGAAGCCGCCUUCAUUGGUCGAGGUGUCGGAGCUGGUGUCGGUGCCCGGGCAGGCGCCUGAGACCUUCGACGACUAUCACAAAGCCGACGAGGCUGCCGGGGUCUUUGUGCUUUUGGAUGCCCUCAUCCGUGACAUUGAACAUCAGAUGUCCCAGGUGGAAGAUUCGGGGAAGUGA